GCGGUGCGCUUUCAAGCCCGCUUGGUCCAAAUAACUGAUGGCCAUGCAGGAGAAAUACCCAGGUGAGAGGAUCCCUCAGACAACUUCACCAAGUUCCAGUGUGAUUCAGAAGGGCAGUUCCCUGGGGACUGAGUGGCAGACUCCAGUUAUCUCAGAGUCCUUUCGGAGCCGCUUCAGCCGCUGUUCAAGUGUAGCUGACAGUGGGGACACAGCCAUUGGCACAUCAUGCUCAGACAUUGCAGAGGAUUUUUGCAGCUCAAGUGGCAGUCCUUCUUUCCAGCCCAUCAAAAGCCACAUAACCAUUCCAACAGCCCAUGUGAUGCCUUCUACCUUGGGGACUUCUCCCGCCAAGCCGAAUUCUACAUCUGCCGGACCUGCUUCCUCUAAACUCCCUUUGUCAGGGUUGACUGAAAGUGUGGGGAUGACAAGAAAUGGAGACUUUGGUGCAGUGAAACGUUCUUCAGGCCUAUCUAGAGAUCUCUUGUAUCUCUGUGGUGCUACAGGAGAAAAUGGAAUUGAGCAGUCUUGGUUUCCAGCAGUGGGCCAUGAGCGAGAGGAAGAGAUGAGGAAGUUUGAUAUUCCUAGCAUGGAAUCUACCCUUAAUCAGUCGACAGUGAUGGAGACACUUUAUUCAGAUCCCCACUAUCGAGUCCACUUCCACAACCCCAGAACCGAUACAAACAAGGAGUUCUACAAAGUGUUGCCUGAGGCUAAGAAAGCACCGGGCAGUGGGGCGGUAUUUGAGCGGAAUGGACCACACCCUAGCAGCAGCAGGGUGCUCCCUUUGGGACUACAGCCUGCUCCUGGGCUCUCCAAGCCUUUAUCCUCUCAGGUGUGGCAACCGAGUCCUGACCCUUGGCAUCCCCGUGAACAAUCUUGUGAACUCAGCACUUGUCGGCAGCAGCUAGAGUUGAUCCGUUUACAGAUGGAGCAAAUGCAGCUUCAGAACGGAGCCAUCUGCCAUCAUCCUACAGCUUUUGCUCCUUCACUGCCCACCUUAGAGCCAGCACAGUGGAUCAGCAUCUUGAACAGUAACGAGCACCUUCUGAAGGAAAAGGAGCUCCUCAUUGACAAGCAGAGGAAGCACAUCUCUCAGCUGGAGCAGAAAGUGCGAGAGAGUGAACUCCAAGUCCACAGUGCCCUUUUGGGCCGCCCUGCGCCCCUUGGAGAUGUCUGUUUACUGAGGCUACAGGAAUUACAGCGAGAGAACACCUUCUUACGUGCUCAGUUUGCGCAGAAGACAGAAGCUUUGAGCAAAGAAAAGAUGGAGCUUGAAAAGAAACUCUCUGCCUCAGAAGUUGAAAUCCAGCUCAUCAGAGAGUCCCUCAAAAUGGCAUUGCAGAAGCAUACAGAGGAGGGGAAGAAACAAGAAGAGAGGGUCAAAGGUAGUGAUAAACAUAUUAAUAAUUUGAAAAAGAAAUGUCAGAAGGAAUCAGAACAGAACCGGGAGAAGCAGCAACGUAUUGAGACCUUAGAGCGCUACCUGGCUGACCUGCCCACCCUAGAAGACCAUCAGAAGCAGAGCCAGCAGCUUAAGGAUUCUGAACUGAAGAACACAGAGCUGCAAGAGAGAGUGACAGAGCUGGAGAGUUUGCUGGAGGAGACCCAGGCAACCUGCAGAGAGAAGGAGGUUCAGCUGGAAAACCUGAGACAGAGAGAAGCAGAAUUUUCCUCCACCAGACACAGCAUGCAAGAUAAACAGUCUGUGGAGGAAGCCGGUGGAGAAGAUCAAAAACUGGAAAUGGAGUUCUGGCAGAAGGAAUGUGAUUCUCUGCAAAAGAUUGUGGAGAAGCAGCAGCAGAAAAUGGAUCAGUUGCACUCACAAGUACAGAACCUAGAGCAAGAAGUGGCUCAAGAAGAAGGAACAAGCCAGGCCCUGAGAGAGGAGGCCCAGCGGAGAGAGCUGGCGCUGCAGCAGCUUCGCACAGCCGUGAAGGAGCUGUCGGUGCAAAACCAGGACCUGAUUGAGAAGAAUCUGACGCUCCAGGAACACCUGCGCCAGGCCUCGCCAGGACCCCCGUCCUCACCAGAGACAGCCCAGUUGGCAUUUGAGCUGCACCAGGAGUUGGCCAGUUGCCUUCAAGAUCUGCAGGCUGUCUGUAGCAUUGUGACCCAGAGGGCUCAGGGCCACGACCCCAAUCUCUCUCUGCUCUUAGGCAUCCACUCUACACAGCACCCAGGGACUCAGCUAGAUUUACAGAAGCCAGAUGUGAUCAGGAGGAAACUGGAAGAUGUUCAGCAGCUGCGCCGGGACAUCGAGGACUUAAGGACCACCAUGUCAGACCGAUAUGCCCAGGACAUGGGAGAAAACUGUGUCACACAGUAAGGAAUGCUGAGGGUAGGACAGGCUGCAUUUCCCCAGGGAGGCUCUGGGCUGCCGGAGUCUAGCCCAGCAGGUUCCUGUGCUGACAGUCUCUGGCUCCUGUCUGCUUGUCUGCUGCUAUCCCAGAGAGAGGAGUGGGAGGGGAGGGGAGAGCCAGUACCUGGGGGCUCAGGGCUGAGUAGGGAGCCAGGCCUGCCCUGGCCCACACUGGCUCUGCCAUGUGAGAUGAUGUUUGCUGUACCUAGUCCACCGUUCCACGGUGAGUUACUAAUUAACUUCUACAGGUACAGCCCUUCAGUCCUCACAAACUGUCCCAUCCGAGGCAAAUAGGCCGCUCACCUCCCUUCUCUAGCCUCUGGGAUGUAUCCACAUUCAUUCGUGCUCUAUACCUUGGUCCUGCUGGUGUCCAAAGUUCAGCAAAGGGGCCCGGAAAGGCCAAGUACCAAUAACACUCGCCGUUUGAGAUUUCUCAGGCCCUGUGUACCAGCCUUCUGGCUUUCUGGAUUUUCUCGGGCCAGGUCCCACUGCUUCUUUCUCAGGGCUCUUGUUCUUGUAGAAGCCUCAGGGUUCAUUAGCAAAGUACCCACUAGGUUUAGGGACAUAGGGGUUACAGAUGCAGCUCCAUACUCUGCCUGCCAUUCCGCACGCCAGCUGCCUUGUGCCCGGUGCCCCAGCUGUAUGAUUAGCAGUCCCUUUCUUUAUUCUCAGGCCUUUCAGGUAGUCCUUUUCUUGGGCUGUGAGUAAAUUCCUCCAUGGUUCUGGGCUUGGGCAAAAUUUUCCCUCGGAAGGCAGCUGGUAACUCUCAAGCUGCUGUCCCUUCCCUCAGUGUUGGGGCCUCUGCCCUCUGGUCCUUCUUACCUCCUGGUUUAAGGGAGCAUCCGCUCCCUGUUUGUACCUGGUUGAUGGGGCUCCUGCAGACCUCGGAGCUGUGGGGACGGGAGGACGCUAAGCAGCCCCUCCAAGAUUGUUGCGCAGUAUUGUAGAUGUCACUCCUGGGCCUGAAUGAAGCUCCUUCAUAAAUGUUUUUACAAGUUUGUGUUUUAUUUAUAGAGUGACUUAUCCCUUCCAUUCAGAGCAGCCCCACCCAGCUAUCCUCUCAGCCUGCGGACUCCAGCUUCCUAAAAGCAGAGCUCCACCCUGUGCUGGGAGCCUAGUCACCACGUUCACGGGUAUUUUCUUAUUAAAGUUUAUAA
Messenger RNA from Tupaia belangeri chinensis (Chinese tree shrew), 3516 nucleotides. RefSeq names its product centrosomal protein 85 (gene CEP85). Gene Ontology annotation, cellular component: centrosome. The coding region runs from base 38 to 2326 and encodes 762 amino acids. The transcript is spliced from 14 exons. The record is from RefSeq and is a predicted model, not a curated record. Lineage: Eukaryota; Metazoa; Chordata; Mammalia; Scandentia; Tupaiidae.